AAAGAGAACGACCAGCUUCGGCUGGAAAAGACUGAGGAAAAUCGUUGUGGAAUGAAAGCCUUGUAUCAUCAAGUGGAUGAAAAGUAUAAUAAGGCGUUGAAGCGUUUGCGUGUUUUGGAAGCGGAAGUGGCAAAACGCGAUAGUAGCUCGGAUAGUGAAGGGAGACUGUGCCGUGAGCUGAAAGAUUUGAAGGUGGAGAACAAGCAACUUCGUUUACUCAAGGAUAUGAAGGAGAAGAGCGAUAAGAAACUGCGGAAGGCUGAGGCUCGAGCCAUAAAAAGCGAAAAAAGUUUUGAGAGGUUGCAAGGCGAGUUUGACCAACUACAGGAAGCGUAUAAAAAGUCGUUGAGCAGUUUGUCGGACGUAAAGGCGGAACUUGAAAAAUGCAUGCGUGAACAUUCGGAUAAAGAAGAGAUGUUAAACUGUGAAUUAGAAGAUUUAGAGAAGGGAAAUGAAGAGGAUUUUGUGAAAGGGGCUGCAAAUGAUCAUAACUUUUCUGAUUCUCAAGGCAUUGAUGUUUACGUUGAAGGAUCUUCUUACAAAUGCUGCAUUUCUUAA
Molecule: messenger RNA, 558 nt
Organism: Enterobius vermicularis (human pinworm)
Lineage: Eukaryota; Metazoa; Nematoda; Chromadorea; Rhabditida; Oxyuridae
Source: the annotation of a GenBank genome assembly